Messenger RNA from Coffea arabica (coffee), 504 nucleotides. Its product is annotated as vacuolar iron transporter homolog 2-like. Lineage: Eukaryota; Viridiplantae; Streptophyta; Magnoliopsida; Gentianales; Rubiaceae. Gene Ontology annotation, biological process: intracellular manganese ion homeostasis. The record is from RefSeq and is a predicted model, not a curated record. Gene Ontology annotation, molecular function: manganese ion transmembrane transporter activity.
AUGAUGCUCAGAAUAGGUGCAGCAAAAGACGAUCAGGAGUCCAUGAUCAUUUCGGGGACUGCAGUAGCUCUUGCAGGUGCCUGCAGCAUGGCUGUUGGAGAGUUUGUUUCUGUCGCAACCCAGAGGGACAUCGAAAAAUCAACAAUCCACAAAACUUGUUCAGAUGAUGCAAGAGCAAGUAUGGCAAAGCAAGUUGAUGGCAAAGAGGAGGCCCUGCCUAAUCCAUACAAGGCUGCGGCAGCAUCAGCCUUGGCUUUUCUUUGUGGAUCGGUGGUUCCCCUAGUGGCUGCUGUGGCGAUAUCUCAAUACGGAACCAGGAUUGUGAUAAUAAUGGUGGUAACAACUAUUGCUCUGGUGUUGUUUGGGGGACUUGGAGCCCUUCUUGGCGGUUCACCCAUAAGAUUAUCUGCAAUGAGAGUUCUAACAGGAGGAUGGAUAUCUAUGUCCGUCACAUUUGGCUUGAUUAAGGCUUUUGAUGGAGAUCAUAAAGCUCAUAAAUCAUGA